Molecule: messenger RNA, 4177 nt
Organism: Bombyx mori (domestic silkworm)
Lineage: Eukaryota; Metazoa; Arthropoda; Insecta; Lepidoptera; Bombycidae
Gene: Aprt
Product: adenine phosphoribosyltransferase
Exons: 3
Coding region: 1028-1579 (183 amino acids)
Biological process (GO): AMP salvage; adenine salvage
Cellular component (GO): cytoplasm
Molecular function (GO): AMP binding; adenine phosphoribosyltransferase activity; adenine binding
Source: RefSeq, a predicted model, not a curated record
GACUUUUGGUUGUUAAUGUUAGUUACAUUCAUCCAUUGGAUAGGCAAACGGAACGUAGCUUUAACCAUCUUUGUAAAAAUAUAAAGUACAAAGGAACAAAAAAAAUUAAUUCACAGAAGUUAAAUGUUAAUAAGCCAACAUAAUGUUCGUUGAAACUUGAAGAAAUGUCACAAUUCACCAAACUUGAUACAUCGUGCUCCCACCAAAAAAGUUGUCUCGGUAAUUAUUAUCGGCGCUUCUAGACAUUCCAAGCACCAGUCACCGUUCUCGACGAGCUUGUUGAAUGCGAUAAAGAGUUCGGCGAGAAAUUAAACCACAGACACGGUUCACUGAGUUUCUCGCCGAAUUAUCUCAGUGGGUCACGACCACGAGAUUCCGAUCCGAUAGUAAAUUUUGUAAAGCACUGCCCUUGCUAGACUAGUUAGCAUAUAAUGUUAGCUAUGUUAGCAUAUAAGCCAGUCUGAGCCUGAGCUCGCCUACACAGUGAAGCUAAUUCAACCCUUCGAGAUUACUAGCAUAAGUAGCAAAAAAGAGAAACAGCUUUAUUCAAAGCAAAAAAAUACAUUGUAACACGUACGAAGUAAAAACAGCCUUUGAAAUGGUUCAGUACCACUACAGAAAGUGAAUACGUGAACAUUAUGAAAGGAAUAAAACUUUUUUUUGAAUAUGCUUGAGAAAAAAACAUCCUUGUAGACUUGUAGACUUUUAGAGUACCUAGUCCCUUGACGAAUGACUGUAAUAUUUAAAUGAGAGUUGAAGUUUCCUGAAUGUCAAAUUGAAAUAACCUAACUUUAUCACGAUACAAAGAUAUAAGGAUGCAUAAAGAGUACAUUUAGAUUUUAUUAUUUUUACUCUACUGACUUAUUAAAAAUAAUACUUAAUAGAGCAAAAAAAUAUUAAUCAAAUUACGUUUAUAAUUUAACAAAAAUAUUGAAAACGUUUUUGCUCAAAGGUUAGGUCACCUGCACUAAUUUAACAUACCACUCAUUCGAAAUAUUUGCAUAAAAAAGUAUUAUUAAUUGAAAAAAUGAAUAAAGACUACGAAAAUAAAGUAGUCGUUCUAAAGAGUAAGAUAAAAAGCUUUCCCGAUUUUCCAAAAAAGGGAAUCUUAUUCUGGGACAUAUUUUCGGCAAUAUCAGAUGGCAACAUAUGCAAACUAUUGCAAUCACUAUUAGUUGAUUGUAUACGUACAAAAUUUCCCGACGUAGAAGCUGUAGUUGGACUAGAAUCUCGAGGAUUCCUGUUCUCUUUCUCGCUUGCUUCAGAAUUAGGAAUCAGCUGUCUUUCAGUCAGGAAGAAGGGAAAGCUGCCAGGAGAUGUAAUAUCUUAUGAAUAUGAUUUAGAAUAUGGUUCGGACACAUUGGAAAUCCAAAAAGAUAAAAUACGGCCAGGUUUAAAAUGUCUGCUAGUUGAUGAUUUAAUAGCAACUGGCGGUUCCAUAACGGCCGCGACAAAAUUACUGCAAACAUGCGGUGCCGAAGUUCUUGGCUGUUUGGUCAUCAUUGAACUUAAAAGUUUGAAAGGAAGAGAGAACAUUCCUGAAGGUAUACCAGUGCAUUCCUUGAUUCAAUAUGAAUAGGAGUUGAAGUAUGAUAUUUCACACUACGGUUAAGAAAAAUUGGGAGUCAAAUCUAGAUCUAGUAGAGAUCUAGACGUUUUUUGGUAUAUAAUGAUAAUGACAUUUUUGUGACAAUUUAAUUGUUAUUCGAUAUUAAUUUAAGUUUCUGUAGUUCAAAAUUUCCUUUUUUUGCGAUGUAUAUACAUAUCUGUUAUUGCUUUCCUUUUUUUUUGUAAUAUUAUUAUAUUAUUAUGGGGUAGUUUAUGUGCAUACUUAAUGUAGAGUAUGGAAAAGUUAAUUUAAUUAAAGACUGUUACUAAUGAAGCCAAUGUCAGCAUACUCAAAUUACUUUAAAAUGAUGUGAGCAAUCAAGCUCAUGGUAUGGUUUAAUACAGUUUUCAGGGCCAUUGGGUAACAACCACCUACCUGUUUACUUGUACUGCAUAGCUCUUAUGCAAUUCAUUAGAGGAUAAAAAACGCUGUUUGUAUAAUUGUAAGUUCAACUUAGCUUCCUACAGUUGACUGCAGUUUUCGCAUUGUAAUGUCUACAUAUAAUAAAAACUGGAAGGCAUAAUAAGUAUAGACAAAAUACUUAAGUACCGUUGUCUCGUUAUUUUUUUUAAUUUUAUUUUUUUAGUUGAAUUUUUUAUUCAUUUAUGAUCAACGGAUACAGGGCUUAGCAUAAAUAUAAUUUCUACAUACCGAGCAUGUAAAAACUUACAAUAUUCUGUAAUAUGAAAAAUUAUAUGAAGUUGAUAGAUAGAUAUCUACAACUUAAAGGUCGCCAUACAAAUUAGACAUGAGUUCUAAGGACUCAGUUUUUACAGUACAACGGCCGCCCGCCAUUUAAACCGGGCGCAUUACUGCUUUACGGCAGAAAUAGGCAGGGCGGUGGUACAUACCAGUGCGGGCUCACAAGACCACCAGUAAUUACGCAAAUUAGAAUUUUUGCGGGUUUCAUUUUUAUUACACGAUGUUAUUCCUUUACUGUGGAAGUCAUUCCUGAACAUUUGUUAAGUACGUAUUUCAUUAGAAAAAUUGGUACCCGCCUGCGGGAUUCGAACACCGGGACAGUCUCAUCGCUUGAUACGAAUUCACCGGUCGUGUUAUCCCGCAGGCCACGAUGACCUCAUGAUAUAUAAUGGAUUAAUGAAAGUGGUAGUAGGUUGGGUUAAAACCACAUCACCAGGUCGUGUCUUUAUUGCUGGCUAACAUAUCUUAUAGAAUAAGCUCGUAAAAUAAAUCAUAAUAUUUAGAUAUUAUAAAGAAGUUGUUGAAUAAUAAUAGCCACGAGUUUGAUCCGUGAGGCUACCAAUCUAAGUCGUGCGCAAAUAAAGAAAUAUAGUUUGGAAGAUUAUUGAUAUUAUCUAUGUGUAAAAUAUUAAAUGUUAAAUCAAAUUUUAUUUUCAAUAAAUACAUCGUACGAAUAGCGUAAUUUCUAAAUAAAAUAUUACAAUAAAUAUACUAUAUGGAUUUAUAGUAAUUAAUUCAUUAAUUCAUAUUUGACAUUUUUUUAUGAAACUGAGUGUUCUAAUAAGUGACUUGAUUGUUGCCAUCUUGAAAUUUUGACCACUAAUAUGGCGCGAAUUAUUUGUGAAAACAUCUUACAUGUACCUACAACUUAAUUGAAAUGCGAUAAAAUACUAUUGAAUUUGUUUUUUUUUUAAUUUCAUAAACUGAAAAUAAAAAAGAAAUACAAUCAAAGUGUACACGUUCAUGCGAUUAUAAGAUAUUAUUAUUUAAUAUUCAUUAACAUUCCCAGUGCAGAAAAGACUUGAUCGGUUGUUAUGUGUGAUAACCUCACUUUUAAAUUUGUUUGUAUGUCUACCAUUUUUGGACUUAGCUUGUUAAAUUGUUGACCAAAAUGGAAGAGAAAAAAAUUCGUUUUUUAAUAUUAUCUUCUAUCCAAGUGACCUCGUUAGCUGACCGACGCGCUGGUAAGUGCAAAUAAAGGCUCAAUAGAUUCCAAAGAUUCGCCAUCUGUGCAUAGGUAUAUCUAGAGUUAGGUAUGUAAUUGUAUCUAUAUAAUCGAGUAGAUUAGUAGAUCGAACAAAAAUUUUGCAUUGUAUAUCUAAAUAUCAUGGAGAUCGAACAGAAACUUAGCAUUUCAAAGAGAUUUUGCGCAUAUUCAAGUUCGAAGAACAAAAUUAGGCGCAUCAUUUAUAAUAUAUUAUAGCAAUGACACCCGCUCGGUAAAAGAUCUUUCCUGUGUUUUAGUUUCUGUUGAACAAAAAAAAAGUUUUUUUAUUUUAAACUUCGGACAAUAUUACUACUUAUUUUAUUAAAUAUCUUUCGUGUCAUAUUUUUUAGAUAUUGAAUGUUGUUAUUUCACAAUAUAUCAAUUGGAGAUUCAAUAUGACAAAAGAAAAUUUAUUGACAAUAUGACAGUAAAAUGUUAUUUUUUAUCAAACUAUUUCAUUGAAUAUUAAUUGUAGACGUAACGGAGUGUGCAUAAUGAACUUCUGAUUGAUUUUUGAAUUCAUUUAUGGAUUUAUUUUAAUAAUUUUCAUACAUUAAAAUGUGUCGCCAAUAUUGUUAAACAUUAUUAAAAAAAAUAUUGUUAUUAUAAUAUACUCUUCAUUCCAAUUAUUAAGUUUUAAUAAAUUUGUUUUUAGAAAA